UUACUCUUGUAAUGAAAUUAAACUAUUAUGUUGCAUUAAAAUAACUUCAAAUUUUCUCUAACUUUAAAUAAUGCCAGUUACUUCCUAAUGACUCCGAUUUAAAUGAAUCAGAAAAGUUUGUUUUUAUAACAAUUUCUAAGCUAAAUGUAUUUGUAUUAUUGUUUACCAACAAUGAGCUGAUAGGUAUAAAUUAUGUUUAUUACAUCACAAACAGUGCAUGGCCUUCUUGUUUUUAAUGAGUGGUCUCCGUCCCCAUUCUUCAAGCGCGAGAAAAACCUUUAAAAAUGCUCUUAUUUUGUCAAAUUUAAACCAAUUAGCAUGCUCUGAUUGUGCAACUGCUAAAAAAAUCAUAAUGUUUAUCAAGUUCAACAUGGAAAUAAGUAACGUGAAUGAUUUGAUCUUGAAAUGGCUUCACUAUCGGCUCUUUUUAAAUACUGAAAGAGGCUCUAUGGAAUUUUGAAUGCCUUUUAAACAUUUUUCUAUGUAACGGUGAGAGAAUAAUAGUCAGAGAAAACACGUCCUUUACAAAAAAGAGUCAGAAUAGCACUUUUGAAUUUAUUUUUCCCAAUACAAAUUAUUUGUAUGUUAUGAUGUAGACACCUGCAGGUGUAACAGGUGAUGACUCAUUUAAAGCACAACGAUUUUUAACAAAUGUUUUCUGAUCAUGUAAUCUAAUCUGAGGAGAUUAAAAUCAACCCUCUGGUGUAAAAGAUGUGCUGUUUUAUGGUGAUUGGGAAGACAAAAACUACUUAGAUCUUAAUAAAACCAGUAUAAAGUAUCAUAAAAAUAUAGGCCUAUAUAGAAUAAGAUAUAUAUCAAGUAAAUGUAUGUUUAAUGGAAUACCUAGCAGCUUUUCAUAUUUUUAGAUCAUUUUUUGAACCAGUGUGUGCUAAAAAGACCCUUUAACGGGUUAAAGAAAGGCCACCCAGCCCUUAUCGCCCCUGUGGCCAUAAUAUUCUGCUCGCAGCUUUAGCCUGGCAGUUGGGACUCGGUUGGGACUGAGAUGACAUACAUGGCGCUGCAGUCUGGUUUCAGCAUGUUUUAGAUCAUAAACACAAUUGAUUUGUUUAAUUUAGAGGUGAAUCUCUCCUGUAGACACUAGUCUGUUAACGCACAGCAAGGAGAUAGGUUUUGCUUUCGGUUCUACAAACGGACACUAGAGGGUGCUAAAAGCAACCAAAACUGCCUAGUUUCCAUUUAAUGUUUGUAUGUUAGGUUUAACUCAUUAACUGGCCAAUGAAGUUGUCAUUUGCAUUUUGUUUACUGUGUCGGCGUCGGAACGAGUCCCCGCACCGUGAGAACAAACAUCCCAGCUCUAAAGCCGAUCUUUAUGCGAGUACGUCACACGUCACGUGAUCAGGAAGCAGAAAAUCCAUGUGUUAGGAGAUCGUUUUGGGACGCUGCUGUAAAUAAAUUUAGGUACGAACCGGAAAAGCUUCUGCCGAUCACAAUUCAACAACGGAUUAUGAAAGAACGGAUAAUGCUCGAAACGCACAGAUUCUUCCUGAUGUAAGAGGUGAGUCUCCUCUUUGUUUUGUUAGUUUUGUCGUUGACGUCAUCCUACCACGCAACGUUCUGUGACUCUUAAAAAAACAGUUAAAACGCUGAAAAAUGCUGGCAGUGAAGGGUUUUCUGAUCAGGAAACGGCUGGCAGUGAAUGAGUUAAGUGCAUUUAGACAGAAACUAAUUAAAUAAAAUAAUUUAUUAGGUCAAAGAAAAGAUGGGUUGUUAGGCUGCUAUAAAAGCAGAGAAAAGCUGCUAUGGGAGCCUAGAUGUCAAUGUGUUUUCUCAGGAAUGUUGAAGCUUGAAUGCUCUAACCACUUGAGAAAAAUACUGCUGGGUGUGUCACGAUCUGCCCCUGCCCACCUGACUGUGUUCCUCUCCUGCCAUGAUUACCCUUAUUGUUCUCACCUGUCCCUCGUUUACCUGUCCAUGUUUCCCUAAUUAGCCCUCUGUAUUUAAACCACCUGUUUUGCCCCUGUCCUUUGUCAGUUCAUUGUUGUUGUUUGUCGGUGUCCUGUUCAUCCCAUCCUGCCAUUAAACCAUUUUUACUUUUACUGAAGCCUGCAUUUUUACCUCCUGCUCAGCUCAUCCACACAUGGUCCAUCAUCUCCACCUCCUACACCGUGACAGGGUGUCACAGCGGAGCAGGGUCAUUCGUCCAUUUUCACUUGUGGUAAAACCCAGCGUAACAUUCGGAACGAGUGGACGUGUGCAUCAUUCAGAAAGCACGUCUAAAUUGUUGCUGGCUUGGAAAGAAGAAUGGGCGAAAAUAGUGACAACAAUUGUUCUUUGACGGACCAGCUGAGCAGCACCCUGACCCGGUCCGAGUGUCUGAGGACUGGCCAUGACUUGGAGGGGGCUUGGCUGGGUCCCCUGCUGACAACUCAGACCCCCAGGUUUCCAGUAAUUUCCUGACAAUCUUUCUGUACCAUUUCUGUGUGAGGAUCCAUCUCUGUCCGGUCUGCCACCAUGGCCAGUCUGGUGAUUAACGAAACUGGAAUGGAGGAUUGUGGGAUUGAUGACUCCUUCAAGUACAACCUGUACUCUUCAGUUUACAGCGUGGUCUUCAUCUUGGGGCUGAUUACCAACUGUGCUGCCCUCUUUGUGUUCUGCUUUCGAAUGAAGAUGCGUAACGAGACAACGAUGUUCAUGACCAACUUAGCGUUGUCUGAUUUAGUUUUUGUUUUCACGUUGCCAUUCAAGGUCUUCUACAACGUCAACCGCAACUGGCCUUUUGGCGAUGGAUUAUGUAAAGUUUCAGGAACGGCCUUCAUCACCAACAUCUAUGGCAGCAUGCUGUUCCUCACCUGCAUCAACGUAGACCGAUUCCUGGCGAUUGUGUAUCCGUUCCGUUCUCGCACUAUUCGCACACGUAGGAAUGCGGCGUUGGUGUGUGCUGCAGUGUGGCUGACCAUCGUAGGCGGAGGGAUCUCUGUGACCUUCUUUUCCACCAUCAACAGCAAACACAGAGCCACCACCUGCUUUGAAGGAUUCUCCAAAAAAACAUGGAAGACCUACCUGUCUAAAAUCACCAUCUUCAUUGAGAUUGUGGGUUUCCUCUUUCCCCUCUUGGCCAACUUAGUCUGUUCUUCACUGGUUCUACGGACAUUGCGCCGCCCAGUGACAGUCGGUCAUGGAUGUGACAGCAAGAAGCGAGUCCUGCGGAUGAUUGUGGUCCAUCUAAGCAUCUUCAUCAUCUGCUUUGUCCCUUAUAACCUCCUGCUCUUCCUGUAUGCCCUCGUCCGAACCCAGGCACUGGCUAACUGCACUGUGGAGCGCUUUGCUCGAACUCUUUACCCCAUCACCCUGUGUCUGGCCAGUCUCAACUGCUGCCUGGAUCCCGUGGUGUACUACUUCACUUCAGAGAGCUUCCAGAAGAGCCUAACCAUCGGAAGUAAAGGGGGGUCCACCUCACGUCCUGACAGUAUCCCCCGUAGUGACACAGAGACCAAGGACACGGCACAAACUCACCUGCAAGACACACACACCGUGGCCAGCAACGGGAAAGAGGUAACGGUAUCUGACAGUCAGUUAUGACUCCCCGUGACCUGAACUGGAACAAUGAAGUAACGAUUGUGGAUGUGGCAAACAAAGCGCUGAGAAGAUUAGCUAAGUCCUGAGGUAAAUCUGGAGGCAUGGCCUGGGAUUUAAGGACUAAUCCACCACUGGAGAACAGAGGAAUGAAUCUGUUUUUGUUAGGGGUGAACUCUGUGGGGACCUCAUUAACACUGGGACCACUGUGAUGGUCCAGAGCCUCAGGAGGAGACUCUGGCUCUCCGUCACUCAGGCUUAACCCACGAAAGCACAAAGAAUCGUUCAUAAAAUACAGGUUUAUGCACAAAUGUUGAGACAUGUCCAGUAUUUUUAUAACACUAAAAUCUUUAAUUCCUAAUAUUAGAAAGUUGAGGCAAUCAAAAAGUGUAAUAUUUUAUUAGACAUUAAUGUCAGAUUUGUUACUACUGUAAGAAGUUAUUUUCUAUUGAUCUGCUGAGUUAAAUAUGUCUAAUGUUAAUGCUUUAAGACACUAAACGUCCUUUUGAAUGUA
Messenger RNA from Nothobranchius furzeri (turquoise killifish), 4048 nucleotides. It is a transcript of the gene lpar4, whose product is annotated as lysophosphatidic acid receptor 4. Gene Ontology annotation, molecular function: lysophosphatidic acid receptor activity. The record is from RefSeq and is a predicted model, not a curated record. Lineage: Eukaryota; Metazoa; Chordata; Actinopteri; Cyprinodontiformes; Nothobranchiidae. Gene Ontology annotation, cellular component: plasma membrane. Gene Ontology annotation, biological process: positive regulation of Rho protein signal transduction; phospholipase C-activating G protein-coupled receptor signaling pathway.